GUUUCCUGGAGCCUGCAGAGAAAUGGUACAGCGGUGAAGGGAGGCACGAAGGGGAGGGUUAGGAGGAGGAGGAGGAGGAGGGGGCGAGCUGCUGAAGCCGCAGUCUGCCGCAGACAUGGCUGGGGCGGCCAUUGGGGUGGUGGUGCUGUUCCUGGCUGCAGCUCCAUUUGGGGCUAAUGCCAACACCGACUCGAACGAUGUAAACGCCCUCAAUGUCUUCUACACAACCAUGAAUUCGCCACCCCAGCUGACCAACUGGGUGUCCCAAAAUGGGGAUCCCUGUGGACAGUCGUGGCUUGGGGUCACCUGCUCCGGUUCCAGAGUGACAACAAUAAAGCUAUCUGGAAUGCAGCUUAACGGGACCUUGGGGUACAACAUGAAUCAACUGACUGCACUAGCUCAGCUCGAUAUGAGCAACAACAAUCUUGGAGGCAGUGACAUCCCUUACAAUCUUCCUCCAAAUCUUGAGAGCUUAAAUCUUGCCAGCAAUAACUUCACUGGGACUGUACCUUACUCCAUCUCCCAGAUGGUUCCACUUAAGAAUUUAAAUCUUGGUCAUAAUCAGCUCUCAAACAUCAACGAUAUGUUCAAUCAGCUCACAAACUUAACAACAUUGGAUUUGUCACACAACAACUUUUCUGGUAAUAUUCCACAGAGCUUUGGCUCCUUGACAAGUUUGAAAGCACUUUAUCUUCAGAACAACAAAUUUAGCGGCACAAUAGAUGUUCUUGCUGAUCUUCCUUUUACUGACUUAAAUGUUGAAAACAACCAAUUCACUGGUUGGAUACCUGAUAAACUAAAGGGAAUCAAUAAUCUCCAGACAAGUGGAAACUCAUUUAACAAUGGUCCUGCUCCACCACCGCCACCAUCAUCACCGUCAUCAAAUACACCGCCACUAUCACCACCCUCUCAGCGGGCUCCUGUUCCAAGUACUGAUGGUAACAAUAGCCCAGCUGAAGAUGCUGGCAAAGGCAAACACUCUAAACUGGGAGGUGGUGCAGUAGCAGGAAUUGUAAUAUGUUUGCUGGUUGUUGGUGCGUUAGUUGCAUUCCUUGUGAUCAAAAGGAAAUCAUGGAGAUUGUCACGGGGACAAGACCCUGAACAGAAUGAACCUCUCAGCCCUCUUGCUUCUGGACUUAAACAGAUGAAAUCUAUUAAAUCUAUUAAGAUCAUAUCAACAAUCGGCAAGGAAGAAUUGCAGAAGACUGUUUCAAUGAGUUUGAAGCCUCCAACGAAAAUUGACCUGCACAAGUCCUUUGAUGAAAGUGAUACUAGUAGCAAGUCUAUUACAAGGAAAGUAAGUUUGUCUUCCAUCACAACACCUGCAUACACAGUGGCGGACCUGCAGGUGGCAACAGGCAGCUUCAGUCCUGACAGUCUUAUUGGUGAGGGAUCGUUUGGUCGUGUUUACCGGGCAAAAUUCAGUGAUCAGAAGGUCCUGGCCAUAAAGAAAAUCAAUUUUUCUGCAUUUUCAAGCCAGCCUUCAGAUUUGUUCAUUGAGUUGGUGGCAAACAUUUCAAGGCUAAAUCAUCCAAACCUUGCAGAGCUAGCUGGUUACUGCUCAGAGCAUGGUCAGUGCUUGCUGGCAUAUGAAUUCUACCGAAAUGGUUCUCUGCAUGACUUUCUUCAUAUGAAGGAUGAGCACAGCAAACCAUUGUCUUGGAACAACCGUGUCAAGAUUGCCCUUGGAUCUGCAAGAGCAUUAGAGUACCUACAUGAAACUUAUUCACCAUCCAUGGUCCACAAGAACUUCAAGUCAUCCAACAUUUUAUUGGAUAGUGAGCUGAACCCUCACCUUUCUGAUUCUGGGUUUACAGACCUUAUUCCCAACCAGGAAUUCCAGGAAUCAGAUGAGAACUCAGGAUACAGGGCACCUGAGGUGACCAUGUCUGGUCAGUACUCCCUGAAGAGUGAUGUGUACAGCUUCGGAGUCGUCAUGCUGGAGCUCCUGACUGGUCGGAAACCGUUUGACAGGACUCGGCCGCGGCCCGAGCAGUCGCUUGUCCGAUGGGCCACGCCGCAGCUGCACGACAUCGAUGCGCUGGACCAGAUGGUCGACCCCGCGCUGCAGGGGCUGUACCCGUCGAAGUCCCUCUCCCGCUUCGCCGACGCCAUCGCCCUGUGUGUCCAGACAGAGCCGGAGUUCCGGCCGCCGAUGUCGGAGGUCGUGCAGUCGCUGGUGCGGCUCGUGCAGAGGGCGGGCAUGGCGAGGUCGCACGAGAGCCAGUCGCGGCGCCACGGCGAAUCCGCAGCAUAUGGUCUUAGGCAUUCUCUCAGCUCCUCCAUGAAAGCUUCCAGACAUUUUAUUCCAUGCAAGGCUCGUUCAUUGUCGCAAUUUUCUUGUGGGGGCAGUUCUGCGGACCAAGAGAUUGUGAUUGCUAUGGGAAGCAACGUGGGUGAUAGAGUCAGUACAUUUGAUAGGGCGCUGCAGAUGAUGAAAAGCUCAGGCGUGAACAUCACUAGGCAUGCCUGUCUGUAUGAGACUGCCCCUGCUUAUGUGACCGAUCAACCACGGUUCCUGAACUCUGCCAUUCGUGGUACGACCAGGCUGGGACCUUACGAGUUGCUUAAGAAACUAAAGGAAAUCGAGAAGGAUAUCGGACGCACUGGUGGAAUAAGGUAUGGCCCGAGACCAAUCGAUCUAGACAUACUUCUGUAUGGUAAUUCCCAGAUCCAUAGUGAGACUCUAAUUGUGCCUCAUGAACGCAUUCAUGAGAGGCCAUUUGUCUUAGCACCUCUUGUCGACCUUCUGGGUACAUCCUGUGAUGAUGGUAUUGAAACAAGUUGGCACUCCUUCUCAAAGUGCAGUGGCGGGUUCUUUGAAUUAUGGAAUAAACUUGGGGGUGAAUCCAUAAUUGGAACACAAGGUAUUAAAAGGGUACUGCCUGUUGGGAAUCAUCUGCUUGAUUGGUGCGAGAGAACCCUCGUCAUGGGGAUCCUUAAUCUGACACCUGACAGUUUUAGUGAUGGAGGUAAGUUUCAACAAGUGGAAGCUGCCAUUUCUCAGGUCAAGUUGUUAAUCUCACAAGGUGCAGAUAUCAUCGAUAUUGGUGCUCAAUCAACCAGGCCUUUUGCAAAGAGACUAUCUCCAAAGGAAGAGUUUGAGAGGUUGAUUCCUAUCCUGGAUGAGAUCACAAAAAUUCCCGAGAUAGAGGGCAAGUUGCUCUCAGUGGAUACAUUCUAUGCGGAAGUUGCCGCUGAAGCUGUGAAAAGAGGAGUUCACAUGAUCAAUGAUGUAUCAGGUGGACAGCUUGACCCGGGAAUUCUUAAAGUUGCAGCUGAACUGGGAGUUCCAUAUGUUAUAAUGCAUAUGAGGGGUGAUCCAUCAACUAUGCAAAGUGAAAAGAAUUUACAGUAUGGUGAUGUCUGCAAGGAAGUUGCUUCUGAGCUAUAUACACAGGUGAGAGAAGCAGAGCUUUCUGGGAUUCCAUUAUGGAGGAUAGUUCUUGAUCCUGGCAUUGGGUUCUCCAAGAAAUCUGGAGAUAACAUUGAAGUAAUUGCUGGAUUGGAAUCCAUUAGGAGAGAGAUGGGUAAAAUGAGUAUAGGUGCUUCGCAUGUGCCAAUAUUACUGGGACCCUCAAGGAAAAGUUUUCUGCGUGAAAUAUGCGAUCGCGCCAAUCCAGUUGAUUUAGAUGCUGCUACUGUUGUAGCUGUGACCAUUGGGAUUUUGAAUGGUGCUAACAUAGUAAGGGUCCAUAAUGCUGGAUAUUGUGCAGAUGCUGCAAAGGUUUGUGAUGCCCUGCAUAAGCGCAGAAGAUGGGAAAACUGAACGGCCUGAUCGAACAGAUACAAAAUUCCACUUUUGUGAUAUAGGGUAGCUACACCAUCGGUUGAGUAUCAUUGUUGUAUUAACCCAGAGAAUAGAGAUGAGUUUUUCUUAUGUCAUCUCUUUUCUAAAAUCUUCAAUGAAGCAUUGGUUGAAAUCGGAGCACUCUGAAAGAAUAGCCAAGGAAUGAGGUUUUGAAAGCUGCUUGUAAGUUGCAGGUAGUUAACCUUUAGAUUCCAUCUUAAAUAAUUCCUGGAUAAAUUUUCCCAAUAAAACUACAUAAGAAGGAUUUUGAUCUUUUGGUAAAUCAAGUUGUUUUCAAGUUUGAUUUCUUUUGUAACUUUUCUACUAGUUCCAAUCUAUUGCAUAUAUCGGUGUUACACCUGCUCGCCUCUGUCUCCUUGUAACUUCAUAUUUUGGAUCUUGGUAUACCCGAUGAGGAAACCUUAUGUAUUGCAAGUGCCGUAUGACAUGCCAAGUUUCAAGACGGUUUAUGAUUUGCCUUGGUUUCUGAGGGUUUUCCCCCCAUCCAAUUAUGAAAGCCAACUUGUUUGCUGCUAAACAAUUUUCAGACACCUCUCAUAUGGAUUUGUUUUCAUUU
Messenger RNA from Panicum hallii, 4367 nucleotides. RefSeq names its product folate synthesis bifunctional protein, mitochondrial-like. Gene Ontology annotation, biological process: protein phosphorylation; tetrahydrofolate biosynthetic process. The transcript is spliced from 17 exons. Gene Ontology annotation, molecular function: dihydropteroate synthase activity; protein binding; 2-amino-4-hydroxy-6-hydroxymethyldihydropteridine diphosphokinase activity. Lineage: Eukaryota; Viridiplantae; Streptophyta; Magnoliopsida; Poales; Poaceae. Bases 116 to 3769 code for a protein of 1217 amino acids. The record is from RefSeq and is a predicted model, not a curated record.